Messenger RNA from Drosophila subobscura, 1616 nucleotides. RefSeq names its product ras-related protein Ral-a (gene Rala). Gene Ontology annotation, biological process: Ras protein signal transduction. NCBI's taxonomy places the organism in Eukaryota, Metazoa, Arthropoda, Insecta, Diptera, Drosophilidae. Bases 239 to 844 code for a protein of 201 amino acids. Gene Ontology annotation, cellular component: plasma membrane. The record is from RefSeq and is a predicted model, not a curated record. Gene Ontology annotation, molecular function: GDP binding; GTP binding; GTPase activity. The transcript has 6 exons.
UUCGUUCGUCGGCGCAAGUGCGCGGCGCGUGGAAAAAUAUAUAACUUAUUGUGGUAAAAUCCUAUCAUCCGUAUUUUUUUUGCGCUUAGAAACGGUUUGUGAUCCUGUUGAAGAUCAAAAGUGCAGUUUACAAAACACAUAUACAAGUAACAGCAGAAGGGCAGCGAGGAAUCCAAAGAGAAAAGGAGUGAUUGUGUGUGAGAGAGCGUGAGAGAGAGAUCCAGUACAUCCCGCCACCAUGAGCAAGAAGCCAACAGUUGGACCGGCGCUCCAUAAGGUCAUUAUGGUGGGCAGCGGCGGUGUUGGCAAAUCCGCCCUCACACUGCAGUUUAUGUACGACGAAUUCGUUGAGGACUAUGAGCCCACCAAGGCCGAUAGUUAUAGGAAAAAGGUUGUGCUGGAUGGUGAGGAAGUACAAAUAGAUAUACUGGAUACGGCUGGGCAGGAGGACUAUGCCGCCAUCAGAGAUAAUUAUUUUCGCAGCGGCGAGGGUUUCCUCUGUGUCUUCUCAAUCACAGACGAUGAGAGCUUCCAGGCAACCCAGGAAUUCAGAGAACAGAUAUUGCGGGUGAAGAAUGACGAGAGCAUACCGUUCCUGCUGGUGGGCAACAAAUGCGAUUUGAAUGACAAGCGAAAGGUGCCGCUGAGCGAGUGCCAAUUGAGGGCCCAACAGUGGGCGGUGCCCUACGUAGAGACCUCGGCCAAGACGCGCGAGAAUGUUGACAAGGUAUUUUUUGAUUUGAUGCGCGAGAUAAGGUCACGAAAAACCGAAGAUUCGAAAGCCACGAGCGGGCGUGCUAAAGAUAGAUGCAAGAAGCGGAGACUUAAGUGUACCCUACUUUAGGCAUUAGGUAUUUUAUGAUCUAAUCAGGGAUAUUUCAUCACGUAAAAAGCAACGUCAGACGGACGUGAAACAGCCGCCGAAGCCCAAUUCUCAUUGCUGCCAAUUGCUGUAGGGAGAUGAAACAACCAAACAAACAACAACUACCACAUGAUGAACAACUGCAACAACAACCACAACAAAUGCAGCAGCAACAACAACAACAACUACAACGGCCGCAUAGAUAAAACCUUCAGCAAAGAACAGAACGUUUUGUUAAUAAUAAAUUAACUUAGAGAACACAAACACACACGAAAAAACAAAACAAAAACAAGAAAAUAUCAAAAAAUAAUUUUCCGCACCAAACGAAAACACGCAAAAAGCUUAAUCCAAGCAACAAACUGCAUUGUAAUAUACAUAAACAAUAUAUUUUGUAGGCAAAAGAAAAGGUUAAUAAUUUUCCCAACAUCCAGCCGCCACGACAAUUUUGUCACUUAACUCUUGGUUAAGUUCUCUUCAAUUUGAACAAUUGUGUUUCGUCUUUGUUGCUCUUUUGUUGCAAAUACAUUGAAAAACACAUGCCUAAAGCGUAAACUUAUUAAAUGUAAUCAAUCUUAGAAACCUAAAAACCAAUUAAUGCAAUUCAUUAAAAACUAUAAAUAUCUUUUUUUUUUGUAAUCAUUUUUAAUUUAAAUAGCGAAAUGCAAACACACAUACAAAACAAACAAGAAACCUUACAGAAAAGCUUUUUAUGAAUACUUCUAUAUAUAUAUAUUUAAAUAUACAACAAAAAUAA